AUGCCGAUGACGGUUGUCUCCGGUCGAUUCUCACCGGCGCUACUACCGAUUAGCUUAUCAAUUUCGCGGUUGCUUUCCGUCAAUUACGCAUGUCAAAGAGGCGUUGUUUUGUUUUCCAGAUCAGUUCACGCCACUUCUGCUUCCGCCUCCGUCGAGACGAACUUGAGUGUGGAUCCUGUUAUCGAGAAGGAGAAGAACAUUCUAGCUUGUCCCAUCUGUUAUAACUCUUUAUCAUGGAUUAGUCAACCUAAUGGAUUACUAGAAUCUACUGCAUCUGGUACUCAAUUACAAUGCAAUACCUGUAAAAAGAGUUACUUGGGUAAUGAGACGCAUCUUGAUCUGGCUGUGGCUAGUGGAAGCAGGCAAUACACUGAACCAAUGCCACUUUCGACGGAGUUAUUCAGGACUCCAUUAGUCUCCUUCCUUUACGAGAGGGGUUGGCGUCAGAAUUUCAUAUGGGGUGGUUUUCCAGGACCAGAGAAAGAGUUUGAAAUGGCGAAAGACUACCUGAAGCCUGUUUUGGGAGGCAAUAUCAUUGACGCCAGCUGCGGAAGUGGGAUGUUCUCGAGAUUAUUCGCUAGAAGCGAGCUGUUUUCUCAGGUGAUCGCUCUUGAUUACUCGGAAAAUAUGCUGCGGCAGUGCUAUGAGUUCUUAAAUCAAGAAGAAAACUUCACUAACAAAGAGAAAGUUGUUCUGGUCCGAGCAGACAUAGCUAGACUCCCUUUUCUUUCGGGUUCAGUUGAUGCUGUUCAUGCUGGUGCUGCUUUGCAUUGCUGGCCUUCACCAUCCUCAGCCGUUGCUGAGAUAAGCCGUGUUCUAAGACCUGGAGGAGUAUUUGUUGCCACCACGUUCAUCUAUGAUGGCCCUUUUAGUUUCAUCCCGUUCUUGAAAAAUAUUCGCCAGGAAGUAAUGAGAUAUUCAGGUGGUCACAUCUUUUUGAGUGAACGUGAGCUUGAAGAUCUCUGCAGAGCCUGUGGACUCGUUGGCUUCACUCGUGUUAGAAACGGACCAUUUAUAAUGCUCUCGGCCACUAAACCCAGCAGAUAA
Messenger RNA from Thlaspi arvense, 1047 nucleotides. The record is from the annotation of a GenBank genome assembly. Lineage: Eukaryota; Viridiplantae; Streptophyta; Magnoliopsida; Brassicales; Brassicaceae.